Molecule: messenger RNA, 990 nt
Organism: Exophiala aquamarina CBS 119918
Lineage: Eukaryota; Fungi; Ascomycota; Eurotiomycetes; Chaetothyriales; Herpotrichiellaceae
Exons: 2
Coding region: 1-990 (329 amino acids)
Biological process (GO): ribosomal large subunit assembly; rRNA processing
Cellular component (GO): nucleolus
Molecular function (GO): rRNA binding
Source: RefSeq, a predicted model, not a curated record
AUGGCGUCUGCAUACAAGUCCGCCAUACGCGCAGCUGACCCGAAUGACUCUGAUGAUAGCAGCACUACUGUUCGCGCAGACUCCUCAGAUUUGUCUGAUGGAGAACAGAAAGCAGCACACAAGGAAUCCUUGUCCGACCUACCACUGGAGCUUAGAAAUCGAGUCUUGAUGUUGACUUCUCGUGGCGUAUCAUAUAGACAUCGUCACCUGCUAACUGAUCUCCACGCUCUCCUCCCCCACACUUACAAGGACACCAAGCUUGAUACAAAAUCAAACAAUAAUUACAACUCGGCUCUCAAUGGACUCGCCGACCUGCACUCUUGCAACUAUAUUUUCUUCUUGGAAGCUCGCAAACACGGUCAGGAUCUCUACCUCUGGCUCGCACAGCCACCAAACGGUCCCACGAUCAAAUUUAGUGUCACCAACCUCCACACCAUGGCCGAGCUCGGAUUUGGAGGAAACUGCUUGAAGGGUGGAAGAGGAAUUGUUGUGUUUGACAAGAGCUUCGACGAGAAUAUCGUGGGACAAGAGCAUCUAUCCCUCAUCCGAGAGAUGUUGCGCGGCGUUUUCUGUGUCCCAUCCAAAGGAGUACGAGGAAUGAAGCCAUUCAUUGAUCGCGUCAUCGGUGUUUAUGGUCUGGACGGAAAGAUCUGGAUCCGAGUGUAUGAAAUCCGGGAGUCUGAGCCUGACAAAACUAGCAACGACAAUGUCAAAGGAGCAGACGUUUCGCUGGUCGAAAUUGGUCCACGUUUUGUCUUAACUCCAGUGGUCAUUCUCGAAGGGAGCUUUGGUGGGCCAGUCAUCUUCGAGAACAAACAAUUCGUCAGCCCUAACCAGCUACGUCGGGAGACAAGACUCCGCCAUGCCCAAAAGUAUGCAAGCCGAAGAGGCGAGGCCGAAGGCCUUGCGAUCAAGCGAAAAUCACUCGGGUUGAACACUGGAGCGAAAAGGAAAGCUUCUGCUCUUGGAAACACGACACUGUUUGGGUAG